AUGAGCUCGCGCCUCACGACUCGCAGCCUCUGCGUCGGGCGUUUCGCCCGGCGGCGCUGCCGCAGCAGCACCGUCGCCCGACCGCCACGCCAGCCCGAGAAGGAGCCGCAGUCUCUGCUCAAGCAGGGCGGAGCUGAGUGGUUGCUCGGGCCGUCGGGUGCGCCCGUGCUCGCCUCGAACCCUCACGGCAGCUUUGUGCAGUGGCUGUCUUCCAGCGCGCAAGAGGCGAAGCACAUGGUGCUGCCACGCGGAUAUCCCGAGUCGGCCGCGCCCGGCUACGGCGGCUACACCGGCUGGCUUGCCGCGGGCCUCUUUGCGCACUCGUUCACGGUGAUGGUCUCGACCAACGCGCUGCUCUCAGGAUUCUUCGCCGAGAUGUCGGCGGCGAGCUGGCUGAUGAAGGACCUGCUGCCGCCGCUCGUGGCGGGCACACUCGCGAGCCGCAUCCACUCCCUCGAGGCUUCGCCGCACCUCGCGAACCCGAAGAAGUGGCUGUCGGCCGCCUGCUUUGCGAACUCGGUGCUCGGCUGCGCCGAGUUCCUCAUCCCGCACCUGCUGCCCAAGGCGUCCUGGAUGGGGCUCGCCAUCCUCACCAACGUCGGAAAGAUGACUGGCUACCUGAUCAUCGGCGCCUCGCGCGCCGUCCUCCAAAAGACGCUGGCGACGGGCGCCGCCGCCGGCUUCUACGCCCCGGUGAGAGCAUCGCAGUGCGUGGUGAUGACGUCGGUCACGGCGGUCUCCUUGCGCCGCGUCGUGGCGCGUUGGGCCGAGCCGCGGGCCGGCGCUCCGUGCGGCGAGGGAGGCGCGGCGCCGCCGCCGGGCACUGCAGCCGCAGCGUCGGUCGAUGCAGCCGCAGGGUGGGGGGAGUGCCCCUCUCCGGAGGCGCUGCACGCGGAGCUGGCGGCGCGCUGGAGUGUGCGGCACAGCCUCGCCGCUCGCGCGAGCGCGUGGCGUGAGCUCUUCUCUUCGGACGCCGGGCAGCUGCGCGUCGCCGACGGGGCUCGCGAGGGCGGCGGCGAGAGCCCGCCGUGGACUCUCUGCGCGUCCGGCGGCGGGAGGCUGCUGCUGCUCUACGACACACACGCGGCGCCCGCCGACGUCAUCGACGGAUUCGCGGAGGCGAUGCGGGGCCUCGCCGCCGCCAGCGCCGCGUCGCUCGGGCAGUGGCGGCGCGACGCGGCGUCGCUGCGCGCUUCGAUGGAGGCGGCGGGCUGGCAGUGCUCCGCUUGCUCGGUGGACGACCCGUCGCGCCGCGUGACGUGGCCGCCGCAGGGGCUGGAGUAG
Emiliania huxleyi CCMP1516 is the source of this 1284-nucleotide messenger RNA. RefSeq lists its product as hypothetical. The record is from RefSeq and is a predicted model, not a curated record. Lineage: Eukaryota; Haptophyta; Isochrysidales; Noelaerhabdaceae. Bases 1 to 1284 code for a protein of 427 amino acids. The transcript is spliced from 6 exons.